Messenger RNA from Carassius auratus (goldfish), 2277 nucleotides. It is a transcript of the gene gsc, whose product is annotated as goosecoid. The record is from RefSeq and is a predicted model, not a curated record. Bases 161 to 883 code for a protein of 240 amino acids. Gene Ontology annotation, biological process: regulation of transcription by RNA polymerase II. Gene Ontology annotation, cellular component: nucleus. Gene Ontology annotation, molecular function: RNA polymerase II cis-regulatory region sequence-specific DNA binding; DNA-binding transcription factor activity, RNA polymerase II-specific. The transcript is spliced from 3 exons. NCBI's taxonomy places the organism in Eukaryota, Metazoa, Chordata, Actinopteri, Cypriniformes, Cyprinidae.
UCUGUUGCGCUCGGUCACUCUUUCCAAAGGAAAAAAAAAAGCUCUGAGAAUUCGCUUUUUUUUUGCGACUAUGAGGGAAAACUGUGAUUUUUAAAAGGACUACAAGAAUAUUUACGUAGCCUACUGUUGGCACAAAGUCUCAAACAUAUUUUCGAUUGUGAUGCCAGCUGGGAUGUUUAGUAUCGACAGUAUCUUGGCAGGGAGACCCAGCUGCAAGGACUCGGUUCUGCUCCAUCGGAAUGCUCCGGUUGUGUUCUCCAACUUGACGGAAUCCUUGUACACAGCAGCCGGCGAUUUUAACGGACUGUAUUCACACACCGGACCUCCAGCUCCUAACUUACAGUCGGUAAAUGGAAGGAUAGGCUACAACAACUACUACUAUGGACAACUUCAUGUCCAGGGGCCGACUGGACCAGCUUGCUGUGGCGCAAUACCAACUCUCGGCUCGCAACAAUGCCCGUGCAUACCUACAGGUUACGACAGCGCCGGUUCAGUACUCAUUUCUCCAGUCCCGCAUCAGAUGAUGUCGUACAUGAACGUUGGCACCUUAUCCAGAACCGAACUACAGCUACUCAACCAGUUACACUGCCGGCGCAAGAGACGACACCGAACCAUUUUCACCGACGAGCAACUGGAGGCACUGGAGAACCUUUUCCAAGAAACCAAAUACCCUGAUGUUGGCACACGAGAGCAGCUGGCACGAAAGGUGCACCUACGCGAAGAGAAAGUAGAGGUUUGGUUCAAAAACAGACGAGCAAAAUGGAGAAGACAGAAAAGGUCGUCAUCAGAGGAAUCAGAAAACUCGCAGAAAUGGAACAAAUCCACGAAAACAACCACAGAGAAAACCGAGGAGGGCAAAAGUGACGUGGAUUCUGACAGCUGAUAAAUAGAAUAUGAGACGGGAAAAUCUUGCACAAAUAGCCUAUGAUUCGGACUUUAUGUACAUAGUGUAAAGUACCAUGUGAGUAGGAGUGAAAAUGUGUUGUCAUGCUGUUGCACAGAUGUAUAGUAAAUGUUACCUUUAACAAUGAUAUUGUUAUUUAUAUUAAUUUAAAUGUACACAAAGUAACGUGGAUUCUGGCCAUAGUAAUAUUACCUGAUAUUUACAGAAAACAUUUUUGAAGUCUUGUCGUAUUAAGAUAUAUCUAAAUAAGAUGUUCUGGAGUGGGCUGUAACUGAAGACAUGUACGAUGGCAGGACGAUACAUUUUGACAUUGAUUAAACAAACGUUUUAUGCCGCCUGAAAAAAAAAAGAACAUAAGCAAAUAUUAAAGUAAUAUCUAAAAUGUUCGAUUUUUUUUGUAUUUAUUUAAAAUACUGCAAAUAUUCUGUAAGAGCAUUUCUAUUCGUCGAGUCUUCUUAGAAUUCCGGGGUUAUCAGCAUUUGUUGAACCGAGGAACGUUGUAAUUUAGUUGUGUAAUAUAAAAUACCGUAAUUACAUUUUCACAGUAUGUGGGGAUUUAUGUCAUAAUUUGUGAACUCAAGACAGUAGUUCGAGCUAAUUGUCUAUUUAGGCCUAUUCCAUAUUGUCUGUCCAUAAUUUACCAUUAGGUAAAUAAUAUAUGGCACUUUGAAUGGGAACAAGUUUAUUAGAAAAUUUAGCUUCACAUGAAAAUGCCAAAGGACAUCUCUUUUUAUCUCUUCUAUCAAGUUUAAGAUAUUAUAUAAUAUUAAGUCACACCAGGCCAUGCUGGUUUAAUAACCAUCAGAGGAUUCACAAGAAUAGUAUUUAAUGGUCUAAGUCUUUUUAAUUAACCAAGCAGAACCACUUUUUUGUUGUUGUUGUUGAAAGAAUCUCCCUUUUUGAUAUUUAAAUAAGCUACUUAAGCUACGUCUAUCCUUAUUUAUAACUGCCGAAAAAAAUGUUGAAAAGUAAAAUCGCUAUAUCAAACCCGACAUCUCUGAGAAAAUAAAUAAUGACAUCAUUGGCCACAUUAUCUAUUGUUAUUGUUCAUGGUGUUUAACGCUAAUUAUUAGCCUAUAAUAAAAUGUGGUUAAUUGAAUUAUUUAAGCUAGCAUAAUAGUUUGUUUUACAUUCUAAAUACGAAUGAUUAAAAGUAACAUUGUUUCACGACAUUUUGACGCAUGCAGUGUCAAUAUGCUCACACUUCCACUGUGUAGCACUGAGUACGCCUGUACACACACACACACACACACACACAACAUAUUUUUCCUUUCUUUUUCUUAGAGCUAUUUAAUCACACCGAAGGCAACUGAAACAAUGCGAAAUUACAACUGUGGCAGUGUGAUAACAAGUUGAUAAAAUGUUUACGAUGA